AUGUCACGUGUAGCUCCACAUAAUGUCGGAAUAAUUGGAGGUGGUCUUGCAGGACUCUCUUCUGCUUAUUUAAUAUCUCUUCUUCGACCUAGUCCAGCUUAUCAUCUUUAUAUUAUGGAAUCAUCUGCGAGGUUAGGCGGUUGGAUACAGACUGUAUGCAACUCUUCAACCGGUGCUUACUAUGAUUUAGGACCACACACCGGUCGAGUUGCGUCACCAUCCUCGUCUGCUAUUCUCCGUUUGGCACUUAGCUUGGGCUUGCGCGAUUCCAUUAUAUGGCUCAAAGAUGAUGGAGUAAAAACUAACAGAUAUUUGUUUUUGCAAAACAAAAUUAGCAAGGUCCCGAUCACAUCCAUUUUUGCUUCACCUCCAUUUACGAGGUCUCCUUUUGGUCUUCUUUUACGUCUUGCAUUGAGACGAAGAGCGUUUACUACAAACGAAAAGAACGACAUAAGUAUUGACGAAUUUUUUCGGACCCGUAUCGAUGGUGAGUUUGCCGAUUACAUUGGUAGUGCAUUGGUUCGUGGAAUAUUUGCUGGAGACUCUAGAAACCUGGUUUCACUUGCCUAUAAGCACUUUACUGUUUAA
This is a messenger RNA of Protopolystoma xenopodis, 588 nucleotides long. The record is from the annotation of a GenBank genome assembly. Lineage: Eukaryota; Metazoa; Platyhelminthes; Monogenea; Polystomatidea; Polystomatidae.